Molecule: messenger RNA, 1010 nt
Organism: Aspergillus steynii IBT 23096
Lineage: Eukaryota; Fungi; Ascomycota; Eurotiomycetes; Eurotiales; Aspergillaceae
Product: Tvp18 family protein
Exons: 5
Coding region: 148-597 (149 amino acids)
Biological process (GO): vesicle-mediated transport
Cellular component (GO): Golgi membrane
Source: RefSeq, a predicted model, not a curated record
CUGCUAACUAUCUCUCUAUCUACCCCAUCAACUACUACAACCCUAUCCUGAUCGCCCCAACUUCGAUCCUCCCUCUAGCACGAACUACUACCCUCGGACUUCCGGCUAUAACCCCAACGCAAAGCUUCCUACUUUCCGCCCGGCAUCAUGACUUUGGCUGAGGAAUUCCGCUCUAGAAACUUCAGCAUCUACGGACAAUGGACCGGAGUGGUUUGCAUUGUGCUGUGCUUCGCUCUCGGGAUUGCCAACAUCUUCUCCUUCAAUGCGGGACGCAUUGUUUUCAGUAUCAUCUGCCUUGUGUCGGCAUUUGUCCUCAUCUUCAUUGAAGUGCCCUGGCUGCUGCGAAUCUGCCCGACCUCGGAAAAGUUCGACACUUUCAUUCGCCGGUUUACCACCAACUGGAUGCGAGCUGCGAUGUACGCCAUCAUGAGCACGGUCCAGUGGCUCAGUCUUCUCACCGGCGCAUCGAGCUUGAUUGCGGCAGCCGUGUUCCUCAUCAUCGCAGCUCUCUUCUACGCCCUGGCCGGCUUGAAGAGCCAGGAGUUCGUGGGCAGCAAGACGCUGGGUGGCCAAGGUCUUGCGCAAAUGAUUGUUUAGGGCUGACUAUACGAAUGCGACAAGUGAGAGACGAACUCUUGAGCGAAUUCUCGUCGGUGCGAAGCCCCCGAGGGAUCUCCGAAACACCACGGAGAAAACAAUUUUUAAAAGGAAAAUAGAUUUUGUGUUGAGGGCGCUAUGAUUAUGACCAAUUGAAACUGAUUCCGCUGCUAUUGAUGCUGCCGAAAGGCGUUUUGUACUUGUAUGCGUGCUGGGCGGAGGGGUCUUGAGAUAUCAUUAUAUCUUAGGAGCAGAGAGUCCGACUUGGUGUGAGUAUUUGAUUUUCUGUUUUUUGUUCUGUCUCGUGCGUGUCAUCUCCCCCCCCUGGGCACGCUCUGCUGUGAUGCACUAGACAUUUCCUGUACUCUUAUUUAUUACUCUAUAGCUAUAUCGAGCGAAAUACCCUGUUAGCA